AUGGCUCCUCAACUUUACCAGAGACCCCCUUUCCGCGCGGAGCACUUGGGUUCGCUCCUCCGCCCUCAGCAGCUCUUGGAUGUCAAGAUCGCCCAAGAGGCCGGUAAGGCCUCCGAGGCCGAGCUUGCUGCCGUCGAGGACAAGGAGAUCACCGACAUUGUCAAGACCCAGCUGAAGAUGGGCUACCCGGCUGCUUCGGAUGGUGAAUACCGUCGUCACAUGUUCUGGGGUACCUUCUUCCCCGGUCUGGACGGCUUCGACGAGAUCACCGAGUUCGACGUCGGCAUCUUCCGCUCUUACGCUCCUGAUAUUGCUGCCUUCCUGGAGGCUGGCCACAAGCCCGGCGAGACCGUCAUCUGCACAGGCAAGAUUAAGCACGUUGGUAGCACCUACGUCGACCAGUUCAAAUACCUUGCUAGCCAAGUCCCCGCCGAUCAGGUCAAGAACUUGAAGAUCACCCUCGCUGCCCCCAACUGGUACCACCUGCGUUACGUUGAGGGUAAGGCCUACCCCAAGUCUGUGUACAGCUCCGACGAGGAAUACUUCGCCGACCUAGCGCAAGCCUGGCGCGACGAGAUUUCCGCUCUAUACAAGGCGGGAGCGAGAAAUCUGCAGUGGGAUGACCCUAACCUGGCCUACUUCUGCUCCGAGAAGUUCCUCAAGGGUUUCAAGGAGGACCCCUUGAACAUCCAGACCGCCGACGAGCUGUUCGAUAAGUACAUCAAGCUGUACAACGACUGCCUCAUCGGUCUUCCCGAGGACAUGCACGUCGGUGUCCACCUGUGCCGCGGUAACUUCGUCGGCAGCCGUCACUUCUCCGAGGGUGGCUACGACCGCAUCGCCAUUAAGCUCUUCCAGGAGCUCAACGUCCACACCUACUACCUCGAGUACGACACCGAGCGUGCCGGUGGCUUCGAGCCCCUCAAGCACCUCCCCACCCACAAGAACGUCAUUCUGGGAGUCGUGACCUCCAAGUUUGCCACCAUGGAAGACAAGGAGGAGAUGAAGACCCGUGUCAUCAACGCCGCCAAGAUGAUUGCCGAGGGCAACAACAUCACCCUCGAUGCCGCCUUGAACCAGGUCGGCGUCAGCCCCCAGUGUGGAUUCGCUUCCCACCGUGAGGGUAACGCGAUUGACUGGGAUGGUAUGAUCAACAAGCUUCAGCUCGUCCGUGAUAUCGCCAACGAUAUCUGGCCCGGUCAGCUGUAA
Messenger RNA from Penicillium odoratum, 1209 nucleotides. RefSeq names its product cobalamin-independent methionine synthase II family protein. Bases 1 to 1209 code for a protein of 402 amino acids. The transcript is spliced from 3 exons. Lineage: Eukaryota; Fungi; Ascomycota; Eurotiomycetes; Eurotiales; Aspergillaceae. Gene Ontology annotation, molecular function: 5-methyltetrahydropteroyltriglutamate-homocysteine S-methyltransferase activity; zinc ion binding. The record is from RefSeq and is a predicted model, not a curated record.